Oppiella nova is the source of this 2236-nucleotide messenger RNA. NCBI's taxonomy places the organism in Eukaryota, Metazoa, Arthropoda, Arachnida, Sarcoptiformes, Oppiidae. The record is from the annotation of a GenBank genome assembly.
AUGUCUCAAUUAGGCAUAAAUUUAAUAAUAAUAGUGAAUGAACUUCAAGACAAACUCAAUCCAUUAGGCAUUGAAACAUCUAUAAUAGAUUUGCCACAAAUCGCAGUCAUCGGCGGUCAGUCAUCGGGAAAGUCGAGUGUAUUGGAGAGUAUAGUCGGCAAAGACUUUUUACCCCGAGGUUCAGGUAUUGUCACCCGAAGACCACUUGUUCUCCAAUUGAUAAACGACCAAAAUAACAGACAAUGCAAGUUUCACAUAUUUAAAUAUAUAAAUAUAUAUAAUUUUAAUCACAUUUUAAUAGCAUUCGGAGAGUUUCUUCACUCUCCGGGAAAAUGUUUCUAUGAUUUCAAUGAAAUCAGAGACGAAAUCACGGCAGAAACUGAUAGAGAAAUUUCUGACUAUAAGGGGAUUUCUGCAAAACCAAUAAAUCUGAAGAUCUAUUCCCCGGAUGUAUUGGACCUAACAUUAGUUGAUUUGCCGGGAAUGACAAGAGUGGCCGUUGGGAACCAACCCAAAGAUAUCGAGAAAAUGAUUGAGAAUAUGAUUAUAGAGUAUAUUUCGAAAGAUAAUUGUCUUAUACUAGCGGUCACUGCUGCUAAUCAAGAUUUGGCCACAUCUGAUGCUCUGAAGUUGGCCCAUGCAGUGGAUCCAUCGGGUGAGCGCACUAUCGGUGUGUUAACCAAAUUAGAUCUCAUGGACGCCGGGACUAACGCCAGAGAUAUACUCAAUGGGAGGCAUGAAAUACAUUUGAAAAGAGAUUUCAUAGGAGUUAUCAAUCGGUCACAAAAGGAUAUCGACGACAAUAAAGACAUCAGAAAAGCUCUUUCAGAUGAACGCAGGUUUUUCAUAGAGCACCCGGCUUAUGGACCGGAUAUGGCGGACAAAAUGGGAAUCAGAUACCUUCAGGAAUAUUUACAGACAGAGCUGUCAAAUCAUAUCUUCAAACGAUUGCCGCCAUUGAAGCCUAAAAUACAGAAUAAAUUAGACGAACUGAACAAGAAAUUAGAGACAAUUGAGUUGCCGUUAGAAGAUUCAGACAAAGAGAGGAUAUUAGCCGAAGCCUACGAGAAGAUGAGAUCUAGUUUUGAUGCCGGAGUGGGAGGAAAGGCAUGGCUGGUGUCCGCCGAGAAACUGAAUGGCGGAACAAAAAUCAAUUCCUUAAUGAACGACACUUAUGCCAAAGAAGUGAAUAAAAUGUUUUACGACGACAACCGUAUCCGACAAUGUGUGGGAGAUAUUGAACGCUAUCCUCAAUUAAGAGCUGUCUUUUCAAAGUUUGCAUUGGAUUUCGUACGCGAGUCUAAUAAGAAAUGCAAAUCAUUUGUCGAGCAUUUGGUCGAAUCGGAAAAGUCUUAUAUGAAUACCAUUAAUGAAGACUUUAUUAAAAUGAUUGGGAAUACCACUUCGAGACCCAUACCCGACAUUCAAUCUAUAAUGUCCGAGAAAGCCUCCAAACAAAGUGCUGUCAAAAGUGAUUGGAUUAAAUACAAGAAGGAUGAGUAUUGGUUUGUAUUGAAUGACACAACCCUUUCGUGGUAUAAGAAUGAGACACAAAAGGACAGGAAAGACAAGGUGGACAUAAAGGGUGCGACUAUCAAACCAGUUAAUGGUGACCUAACCUUAGUGAUAAAUAUAGCUCAAAAAGAAUUGUUGGGAAAGAGUUCACUGGAACUGGUGUUCAAAUCGCGACCAGAGAUGGAUAAGUGGAGGGAUUGGUUGGAAGAGGUGGAUGGGAGUCAUAACAAUUCCAGUGACAAUAUAUCCAUCUCCAGUCAAUCAUCCAUUUCCUAUACGCCCACAACACUCAACAAAACACCACAAGACGUCUCAUACUCAGCCCAUUUGGGGGCUCAGGUGGAAGAAGUCAAGAGAUUAGUCGACGCUUAUGUGGUUAUACUUAAGAAAAAGUUUAAGGACGGCCUACCGAAGUUGUGUCAGUUAGAGCUAAUAGACUCGACCUCUAAGUUCAUUGCCGUCGACUUCAAGGUCCGUAUCCGUCAAUCAUACGACUCUACCGGAGAUAUCAUUGGUGACGAUCCCGACAGAGAAGUCAGGAUUGAUUUGGAGACCCAACAGACCCAUUACACCGAAGCCAUUGAUAUAAUCGACAAAUUUUCACACAUGAAAUUAUAACACAUUUGUAGCUUUAAGUCAUAUUUAUAUUACUGAACUUCAUUUACUACUAUUUUUAUAAGUCUAUUGCCAUAAAUUAAAAAUAACAAUUUUAAAUCAAAUA